This is a messenger RNA of Puccinia triticina, 1812 nucleotides long. RefSeq lists its product as uncharacterized. Gene Ontology annotation, molecular function: metalloendopeptidase activity. Gene Ontology annotation, cellular component: endoplasmic reticulum membrane. The record is from RefSeq and is a predicted model, not a curated record. The transcript has 9 exons. Gene Ontology annotation, biological process: CAAX-box protein processing. NCBI's taxonomy places the organism in Eukaryota, Fungi, Basidiomycota, Pucciniomycetes, Pucciniales, Pucciniaceae. Bases 1 to 1812 code for a protein of 603 amino acids.
AUGUUCAUGCCUUUCUUGGGGUUUUUGGUCCGACCUGCGGAAAAGUUCGACUUCAGCUGGGCUGGCCCGAAUCUGAACCUCGGGGCAGUUCGACGUCGGCCCCCUUUUACGGAGCCGUCACCAGUUGGUAUCCAGAACCUGUGCCAGGAAAAGGAGCGAGUUGAUGAGCUGACAAGAAGCUGCGAUUACGUAAAUAUGUUGAAUGUGAUCUUGAGAAGGACACCAUGUGCAAGAGGAAGGUUGGCAGGCGAAAUAUUUAAGUACUUCCUCUCCGCGUGGUGGUACGUAACUGUUUACCACUGCUGCCACCAAACCACCAACCAGCUGAGCAACAUGUUCGAAUUCUUGCAGCAGAACUCCAUCCCCUACCAGUCCAUCAUCCUUGCCCUCUCUGGGGGCGUAUUCGCAUUCGAGCAGUAUCUCAAUAUCCGCCAGCUGCCCCACCUCAAGCUCAAAGUGCCCCCGCCUUCGAUUGCCCCCUAUCUCGUCGCUGCAGAUGGUCCCAAGCCCGAGGCCGACAAGAAGGACGGUCCGAAAGGCGGGGAUGCCGAAAAGCCUUCGACGCAGGAGACCUUCAUGAAAUCACAGGCGUAUGCCCUCGACAAGGUCAAGUUCUCGAUGGUCGCUGGCUUCAUCGACCAGCUCGAAACAUGGGCCCUGCUCUCCCCACUGGUGGCCGUCUACUUCGGCGCUGAUGGUACUAAGCCGGCGAGUGGGAUCGCCAGUCUGUGGUACCUGGCAAUCGACCUCUGCCAGAAAUCGUCCCAAAUCGCCCCGAACUUCCUCAACAUCGGCACCGGGGAGAUCGCCACCUCCUUGUUCUUCGUCAGCCUGCUCACACUCUCCGGAAUGAUCACCUCGGUCCCCUCAAGCCUCUACAAGACCUUCGUCUUGGAAGAAAAGCACGGCUUCAACAAACAGACUCUCGGACUCUGGAUCACCGAUUACAUCAAGACUACCCUCUUGUCCGCCCUCCUCGGUCUGCCGCUCAUUGCGGCCUUCCUCUGGACCGUCCGAUGGGCUGGGGAAUCGUUUGUGCAAUAUGUAAUGAUGCUUGUGAUGGGUCUAGUACUGUUUAUGUACGUCGGAUAUCCGUAUUUGAUUGCGCCUUUGUUCAACAAGUUUCGACACUUGAGCGAAUUCCCAGAGUACCAAGAGGUCAAGACCCGCACGGAGGCUUUGGCCAAACGAAUCAACUUUCCACUUGGAAGACUCUGGGUCAUCGACGGAUCUAAAAGAAGUGCCCAUUCAAAUGCAUUCUUUUUUGGUUUACCCGGGUUCACCAAACACAUUGUACUUUACGAUACAUUGUUGAAGCAAAGUACUCCUGCAGAAGUAGAGGCCGUACUUGCCCAUGAGCUUGGACACUGGAAGCUGAACCACACCGUACUACUACUCGGCUCGUCCCAGAUUCAGAUCGCCCUUAGCCUGUCGACAUUCCGGUUCUUCAUCUGGAAUGCAGCGCUCUUCUACUCCUUUGGCGUCCCAGCGCUGGCCGGUGCAGAGAAGUACCCGCUGAUCAUCGGCUUCAUCCUUGCACAGAGCCUGUUCACCCCUUUGAACUCGCUCCUCUCCUUCACCUCGAACGCCCUCAGUCGCAAGCUUGAGUUCCAGGCCGACCAGUUCGCCGCCGACCUUGGCGGUGAUUACGCUCAAGAUCUUAAAUGGGCUCUGGUUCGCAUCAGCGCUGAGAACAAAGCUACCACCAGCUGCGAUUGGCUAUAUUCCGCUUUUCAUCACUCCCACCCUACUCUGCCCGAAAGACUGGGCCGGCUGAGUGUCGAGACUCCCACAAAUAAGAAGACGAAAUAG